AUGGAUACCAUUCUUGUGGAGACUCUAAUGAGACUGAAAAGAAACUCAAUAGUCAUGAUAUUGUUGAUACAAGGGAUCCUAUCGAGAAAGUUGAUCCGGUGUUUUAUAUAUAUGGACAAGAACGUUACAGUUUGUGACUUGCCUGAGAUUGUAGUUUGCUACAAGGAGAAAACUUAUCAUGUGGUGAAGGAUAUAUGUGCUGAUGAAGGUGUGUUGGUCCAGGAGAAGUCUGUGACGUGUAACUCAAAUUCAAACUCAAACCUGUGUGAGUCAGAGGAUUUGGCAAACCGAGAUGUUGAAAUAUCUUCUAGAGAUGAAGUGGCUACAUCAGAGAAUGUCUUGAAGGAAUAUUUAACUUUGGAAGAUGUUCUAUUAAGGAAAUCUCCACCUCAGUGGUUAUCACGUUUCCCUUACACGCAAAAGGUCUCCACUGGAAGGCACACAUCAUGGACCGGUAGUACAAAGGAAUAUUGGAAGAGACAAGACGCUUCUCAAGUCAUAGCUCUUCUAAUGUGGGAAGGACUUGGGCUUGGAGGCGUUGAAGCUGUGGGGAACUGGAACAUGUACAUCAAUGAUGUGUCUAAGCCUCAUAAGUGCCCUGAAGAGAAGUGGGAAGAUGCAGAGAAAAUAGCAAUGUGUGUGAGAAAACUUAUCAUGUCAGUGAAGGAUAUAUAUGUUGAUGAAGGUGUGCCGGUCCAUGAUUCUGCAAGGUGUAUUUCAGACUCAAACCAGUGUGAGUCAGAGGAUUUGGUGAAGGCAAAUCAACUAGAAACCAAGUCCUUGGAAGACAGAAACAGUAAGCUUGAUAAUUCUGAGCUUGAGAAGGGGACAAGAAGCUUAGACACCACAGCUCACAAAACAGAGCUUGAAGAAACAGAGGAUCCAGAAAAAGCAGAGGAGAAGUUUUCCUGUGUUUCUACAAAAACCUCUCAAGGCCUAUUUGGAGAGACGAGUUUCUCAGCAGCAGAGCCAGUUUCAGGUCAUAUAACAUGUAUGUACUAA
Messenger RNA from Brassica rapa (field mustard), 1002 nucleotides. RefSeq lists its product as uncharacterized. Gene Ontology annotation, biological process: regulation of asymmetric cell division. Lineage: Eukaryota; Viridiplantae; Streptophyta; Magnoliopsida; Brassicales; Brassicaceae. The record is from RefSeq and is a predicted model, not a curated record.